AUGGAACAAAGAAGUGGAGAUGCAAAAAGUCUAUCUCCAGGGCACAGUCUGAAGGCACUUACAGACAAACAAAUAAAGAUAAAACUGAAAUCACAAAAAUGUGACCUGACUUAUAAAGUAUUAGAAAAAAGCGACAUAGAGUCGGACAUUGAGCUAAAACAGUCUUUUUGUAGUAAAAAUUCUAGAGAAACUUUACACCGGAAUGAAAAUACAAAUGACAAGAGCGAUGAGAAUAAAGCUAUAAAGGUAAACCAAAUUGUGUAUGAAAUUCAAGAAAUUAUUCCAAAAUUUAAGAAAAAUGCUGGGAUAGUUGAUGAGGAGACUAAGGCUGAGAUAGAGAAAGGACCAAAAAGCGACAAUUGAAGAUACUAUGAGUUAAUCAGUAAUCCUUUUCCUCAAUAUACCUCAAAAAAAGCAAAUUCAGAUAAUGAUAGCAAUUUACUAAAAUUUGACAGUAUUUUUGAAAGCGGAAAUCUUCAAAAGGCAAUCCGUGUAGAUGAACGUGAAUACGUGCUCAUCAUAAGACCUGACACAAGAGCAGCUAAUUAUAAACACUGAUUUUAUUUUUUAUGUAAAAAUCAGAAUCCUAUCACAGUUAGAUUCCACAUCAUCAAUUUUGUAAAAUUUGAUAAACUGCUAGCUGAUGGUAUGCAACCUGUAAUUCUCUCCACAAAAUCUUUAUUAGAAAAAGGUAAAACCUGACGACGAAAAGGGUGAGAUAUAUCAUUCCAAAAUACUGUAAAUUUUAAAGAAUUUUUAAGUCAAGAAAGCAGUGACUGUGAGUAUUUUACUUAUUCUUUUACAUAUCAUUUUUCAUAUGAAAAGGACACAGUAAAAUUUGCGUAUUCAUUUCCUUAUACGUAUACAGACCUAUCUAAUUUUUUGAGCGAAAUUAAGAAAAAAAACACAAAAAUUGCUCGAGUUGAAAAAUUAGCUGAAACUAUUGGAGGAAAUUCCUGUGAAAUGAUUACGAUUACUAAUAAAGUGGCCAGUUAUGAUAUAAACAAGAAGAAAAAGAAAGAAAAUGAGCAUUCUGGCAAGAAAGGAGUUUUUAUUACAGCAAGAGUUCAUCCUGGAGAAUCUCCUUCUUCGUAUAUCAUGCAGGGUCUGGUCAAAUUUUUACUUGGAAAUUCUAAAGAUGCAAAGCUGUUAAGAAAAGAAUUUAUUUUCUGCAUUAUAUAGUACCCCCCCCCUCGUUUGUCGCAUUUUCUAGUUUUUUUUUAAGGAAAAAAAAAAAUUUUACAGGACCUCGUUUGUCGCAUUUUCUAGUGCAAAUACAUUUGUCGCAAUUUCUAGUUUUUUUAAUUUUUUUUUGAUGUCGCAAAUCUUAGUUUUUUUAAAAAAUAGUUUCUGAUUAAUUUAAUUGAGUAAUUAUAGAGGAGUUUACCUUACAUUUGCCUGCAGAGGGUUAGCAGGCCCGAGUCCUUCCCAGUCCUUCCCAGUCCUUCCCAGUCCUUCCCAGUCCUUCCCAGUCCCUUCCCAGUCCUUCCCAGUCCUUCCCAGUCCUUCCCAGUCCCUUCCCAGUCCUUCCCAGUCCUUCCCAGUCCUUCCCAGUCCUUCCCAGUCCUUCCCAGUCCUUCCCAGUCCUUCCCAGUCCUUCCCAGUCCUUCCCAGUCCUUCCCAGUCCUUCCCAGUCCUUCCCAGUCCUUCCCAGUCCUUCCCAGUCCUUCCCAGUCCUUCCCAGUCCUUCCCAGUCCUUCCCAGUCCUUCCCAGUCCUUCCCAGUCCUUCCCACUUUACUCUCCCCUUUUUAGAGAAUAGAUUAAAUUAGCUUAUUAACUCCAUUCUCCUUGCGCUUCAAUGACCUGCCUUGCUCUUUCAUUUUUCACCUUUAAGAAUGGAAUUUUGCACUUCCUCAAAAGAAAUUUCGUCCCAUGACUCCUGAAUGGCAGCAAUUAGUCUGGCUUUGCUGUCAGGCCUUCUUUUCUCUCACUUUCCUCUUCAAAUUGGCCCAGAUCAUCUCAAUUGGAUUGAGAUCUGGGCUCUUCGGCGAUUGAGUCUUCACAUCAAUCCCGUUUUCUCUGAAAUAUUCCAUAGUCUGCCUUGCAGUAUGGGCUGUUGCCCCAUCCUGAACGAAGGUGUAGUCUCCAUCUAAAGGCUCAAUAUAGUCCUGGAGAAUGUCUCUGAUAUAGACCUGGGCAUUGAUUGCAUACUUCUCCUUCUUUAUGAAGAGCAUUUUGCCAAAAACGAUAGAAAAUUCCUCCCCAGAUCAUAAUUGAGGUUUUUCAAUUGAUAGGCUCUUCAAUCGUUGCGUUUAUCCCUUCUUUGCACAAAUUAGAGUUACGAAAGAGAUGCACAUAGCACUCAUCACUGAAGAUCCAUGAAGCGAUAUCUGAGUCAAUCAAAGACCUAGCCCAGGACAUUCUCUGCUCUUUAUGAGCUUCAGUUAGCUGUAGAACAACCCUCUUCUUCCUAUAGACAUAUCCCUCUUCUUCUUCAGCUCUUUUCCUAGCUGUUCUUCGCUGAUCUCAACUGUCUUUCUUUUGAAUUGGGCCUCAAACUUGCCUUGCUGACAAAGCCUGUAUCCUUCUCACAUUCCUUAAUGACCUCAGCAAAGUCUUCAUCGAUGCUUUAGGGGAGAUCUGGAUAGUGCCUCUUCUCUUCCAGCCGCUUCGUCAGAUUCACUCUCAGUAUUCUCUGCAGCAAUUCGCUCAAUAGUCCGUUUAGAAGUCCCCAAGAUUGUCGCAAGUUCUUCGUUUUUAAAGAAACCUACGUCAAUGAUCCUCUUGACUAUGCUCUCUCCAUCAUUCCACUUGAUUUUCUUAGGAGGAGGCGAUAGUCCAUGGUCCACAAGCUUCCGCCUGAGCUCUAAAGUGUGCUCUUCAGGAUUGAACUUGUUGGUGUAGUGCCUGAUCGUCGUCAGGCUCAUGUCCUUGCCACAAGCAGCAAGACGCUCUUGGAUCUGCUUUACAUUGAGCCUCUCUCCAUAGGCCAUGCUUUGAAUCAUUGCCGGGAUUUUUAUCGGCUGGUCCUCAAUUUCGCGCAACUCCAUUAAUUAAUAUGGAAGACUAGAAAUUAAGCUAUCAAAUAAGGAAAUAGGCAUGAAGAUAGGGGAAUAAGAAUGGUGAAUGGCAAGUGGUGAGGCUUAAGCAAUGGGAGCAGGUAAUGGGAAGCAAGCUGUGGGGAUUGAGGAAUGGGAGCAAGGAUUUUGAAGGAAGAAAUGAUGAAAUUUCACUAACUGAUCCCUUGACGAAUUUUAAUUUUAGGAAUUUAUAGAGAGAAAAAAAAAACUAGAAAAUGCGACAAGCGAGGUCCUGAACCGAUUUUUUUUUGGCUUAAAAAAAAAACUAGAAAAUGCGACAAAUGAGGUCCUGAAAAUUUUUUUUUUUCUUAUAAAAAAAAACUAGAAAAUGCGACAAAUGGUAAAAAACUAGAAAAUGCGACAAACGAGGGGGGGGGGGUACUAUACCUAUGCUGAAUCCUGAUGGGGUCAUACAUGGGAACACAAGAUGCUCAUUAUUAGGGGUUGAUUUAAAUAGGAGAUGAAUAAAGCCAAAUAAAAUUUUGCACCCUACUAUUUAUUAUGCAAAAGAGUUAAUUGUAAAAAUGAAAGAAGCAAAUGACGUUGCAUUGUACUGUGAUUUGCAUGCCCAUGCAAAGAAAAAGAACGUUUUUAUGUAUGGAUGCUGCACUACGCCGAAAUGUGACAAAACAAAAAAACUUACAGCAAUGCUUACUCCUGUAUUCAUGGCUAAAGCAAAUUCGAAAUUUUCAUAUAAAAACACACAUUACCGCUUGGAAAAGCAGAAAGAAUCAACCGCAAGAAUUGUUUUAUUUAAGCAGCUAGGGAUUAUAAACAGCUAUACUAUGGAAUGCAGCUUCUUUGGCCCUGAAGGCCCCAAUAACCCUUAUUUCACUCUUGCAGAUUUCAGCAAAAUCGGAAAAGACCUUGCAAAGAGCUGCUUAAUUUUUGUAAAUACUUCCACUCUUAAUAGAAACCUUCACCUAACAACUGAAUGAAUAAAUGACUAUAAAGAAUCUUGUAAAAAAGACAAGCGCUCUGAUGAAACCCCUAUCCACAGCAAAGAUUUAGCACUAGCUGGCAUCUCAUACAAUGCUAUACAAGAAGAGUUAUACUUUGUCCAAGAAAACUAUAAAGAGCAUGAAAUCACUAUCCAAGAGCCAGAAAAUGAAAUCAAACAAAUUGAUGAUGAUAUUUUUUAUAGUGAAACUGAUCGAUACAUUCACACUGCAGAACUUGCAGAUGAAACUGGAGAAUGUAAAAAAUCUGAAACACUUGUAAAUAGUAUGCACACAGAUAGACGCACUUCACAGGUCUUCCACACAAAAUUCAUAUCUUUCACUCCUAAUUUAAUUGCAUGCUCAAAAGUGCAAAAUCAUAAAAAAAGCUACCAGAGCAAGAGAGCAAGCUUAGUGUCACUUAGCAGAAAGCCGACAAUGCCAGCUGAUCCAUAUUUAUCACAAACAAAUGUGCAAAAAAUUGUUACCCCUUUGAAGGGGAAAAAGAUAGGAUUUGAUCUCUGUCCUAUUGUAGAAUUAAAAACAAAGCAUCCUAUACCUAACGGAAAUUGUAAAGACGAUAAAAAGAGUUGUGUAUUGCACAAAGGGCUGCAAUGCUCGAAUCCGAUUUUCUCAAAAAACUACUUAGAAUAUUUAAAAAAGCACAAAAGAAAUAACUCAGACAAUGGGAAUGUGUCCAUAAAAGAUUUGAAUAAAUUCUUAGUUGCAAGCAAACUGCAAUAA
This is a messenger RNA of Blepharisma stoltei, 4703 nucleotides long. The record is from the annotation of a GenBank genome assembly. NCBI's taxonomy places the organism in Eukaryota, Ciliophora, Heterotrichea, Heterotrichida, Blepharismidae.